This is a messenger RNA of Lodderomyces beijingensis, 1812 nucleotides long. The record is from the annotation of a GenBank genome assembly. NCBI's taxonomy places the organism in Eukaryota, Fungi, Ascomycota, Pichiomycetes, Serinales, Debaryomycetaceae.
AUGGGCUCGUUGAAAGUAGCGGAAGGUGCAAGGUGCAAGGUUGGUGGUGGUCCCAGAGCUUCGUACCGUGGGGUAUGGCAGAGUGAAAUGGUAGCAACGGGAAACUUGAUGCCUCGCGUCAUUGGCAAGUCUGCUGGAACCUCAACACAUGAACCAUCCAUCGGGGCCUGGCAAGCGAAACUCAUCGCCAGCGAAUGCGUUGAACGCGGGAAUCAUCGGGACCUAAUGCUAAGAUGGGCAACGAAACCUGUGUUUAAGGUAAAAACGAAUGGUCAACAGAUGUCCAAAAAGAAAGGCAAUCAUGAGGCAAAGUUAGCAAAGCGCAAGCAGGCAAAUGACGUGAAAAGUGUUGAACAAGUAAGGUCGAACAGCGGAAAAGGAAAAGUUGAAGGCACAGUUCAAACUGAACAAGAACCUAUCGAAAGGAAACAGAACGUGGUGGAUAUAACAGGCGGAAAUCGUGCAAGAAAAGGUGAUGAUAAAAAGAGGAAAAAAAAGAAACUGGAGGUCAACGAGGAGGUCCCAAGAAAGAAGCUGAAGAAAUCUAAACCAAACCAGGACGUGUUUGAUGGCGCAGUGCCGAGUGUUGCAAAAGUGGAAAAGCCCCAGGAGAGCAGAAACAAGUCCGAUCCAAAAAUGAAAAAAGAAGUACCUGCUCAGAGUAAACAACGGGACUCGUCAGGUGAGUCCAGCGAGCAACAACAACAGCAGCAACAGCAAGUUCCAAAUGCGGCGCAUUCCUUGGUUGAAGAAAAAGAAGAGGGUAACAAUUCAGUUCAACAGUCGCCACUGAAACAGGCUCAAGCUGGAGGCUCGCUGGCCUCUUCUGAAGCUUCAUCUCACGACUUUAACAAAGUCAUAGACGAGGACCAUCUCGUGUCCAUCACUGCACAAAAAUCCAACGAAUGGUUUGAGCAAAAUUCUGCAUCACCGACGAAAACCAAGUCUAGACCCUUUUUAGCCGAAGAGAACGCAAUCAUCGACUACUACCUUGCAGGCGUGUGCCAUUUCAGGAAUUGGAAUCGCGACCAAUUGUGUCGGCGAAUAUGGAACGAUGAACGUGUAACUGAUAACUUCUGGAUCGAUGUCCGCAAGGCGUUUCCCUAUCGAUCAAACUCCAGCAUCUACAAACACAUCAGGAGGAAAUACCACAUAUUUGACGCGAGAGGCAAAUGGACCAAAGACGAAGACGCGCAAUUACUGAAUUUGGCCAUUGUAAAUCCGAGCCAAUGGAAAAAAAUUGGCGAAAUCAUGGGCAGGAUGCCCGAGGACUGUCGAGAUCGAUGGAGAAAUUAUCUCAAGUGUGGCGAUGCCAGGAAAUCGCAGCGGUGGUCGCGCGACGAAGAAGAGCGGUUGGUUGACGCAGUAAAUGAAAUAAUACAGGAUUUGAGAGAGCUUGGCGAUAGUUCACCAUUGAGUGCGGAAAAAGUCAAUUGGACAAUUGUGAGUGAAAAAAUGGAUGGACAAAGGUCACGAUUACAGUGCCGAGACAAGUGGCUGCUGCUCAAUGAGACAGCGAGUAGGAUCCAUCCACCGCGUAUGGGCCACUUGGACAAACUCUGGCUUUUGAAGAGAUUAAAAAAGAAGAAUUAUUCCUCGGCCGAUGAUAUCCAAUGGGGGAAGCUAAUGAGGAAAUAUGCAAAUGAUAUCGGCGACAAACCUGGCUGGCAAAUGCAGGACUUUCAGAAUUAUCUCAGAGACGAGGUGUUACCGCUUGGUGAUCAGAAUAAUACCAAUGGUAAGGAAUCGUCGAAAAUGAAAUUCCAAAAGAUUGUGAAACAGAACCUUGAUGAGUCAACGUCCAAAACUUAA